Molecule: messenger RNA, 3175 nt
Organism: Mercenaria mercenaria
Lineage: Eukaryota; Metazoa; Mollusca; Bivalvia; Venerida; Veneridae
Product: hormonally up-regulated neu tumor-associated kinase homolog
Exons: 11
Coding region: 546-2906 (786 amino acids)
Biological process (GO): intracellular signal transduction; protein phosphorylation
Cellular component (GO): cytoplasm
Molecular function (GO): ATP binding; protein serine/threonine kinase activity
Source: RefSeq, a predicted model, not a curated record
GUGUUUGCAUGUCUAUUGACAUUUAUAAGGUAAAAUCAGUUAAUAUAUAACAUGGUUUAUACUUAUCUAUAUAUAACAGAAUAGUAAGAUGUUAAAUUUUCGAAAGAUAACACUAGAUCGUGCAUUGGAGGCGGAACAAUGCGGCUUGAACAGAAAAGUAAUAAAGUUUAAUGAAAAAAAGAUGAAACAGACUGGGUUUUAUUUAUAACACUCAGAUUGUCAAUCGUAAAAAAGCAACUGAAUAUCCCAUGUGACAAUCUUUGGACUAAAUUAAAACUUAAAUUUAUCGGAAUUAUACAAUAUCCUGGAUAUUGCAAGUAGAAUAUAGGCAACUGUGAACACUUCAAUACAUAACGACUUGUAACUAAACUGCGAUAAAUUUUAUGAAAGGCAGCUAUGUCAAAUUUUAGCAGGGACAAACUAUACAUAUGGCAUUCAAAUAUUUGUGUCAUUGUACAGGAAUGUCGGAUUUAUAAUAAAUGAAAGAGGGCCGGUUAGGACCUAGCCAGAUGUAAAGCUCAACUUUAUAUUAUUUCUUUACGAAAAUGACUGUAAUCUCAAUGAUUCCAAAUGAUACGCCGUACUUGCCGCCAAAAGUUAUCGAUGUACCAAAAGAUAUUCUGCGAAACUUCCCGCAUUCCAAGAAAGUUGGGAAUUACCUUCUUGGAAAUACCCUGGGAGAAGGGUCAUUUGCCAAGGUCAAAGAAGCUCUACAUAUACCCACUGGAGAACGGGUUGCUGUCAAAAUCAUUGACAAAAAGAAGAGCCGAGAGGAUUCGUACGUCCGCAAAAAUUUACGACGAGAAGGGAAAAUAUUGCAGAUGAUACGUCAUACAAAUAUUUUACAUUUAUUAGAAAUAAUGGAGACACAAAACAGUUAUUAUCUGGUAACUGAAUUAUGUAGGGGCGGAGAUCUCAUGGACUAUAUUUCUCAAAAGAGAAAACUGCCGGAAAACGAAGUUAAGAAAUACAUCCGCCAGAUAAUUUCCGCAGUGGACUAUUUGCACCGCUUAGGCAUUUUACACAGAGACCUAAAAAUAGAAAAUUUACUUUUGGACGAAUUCAAAGACAUGAAGAUUAUAGAUUUUGGGUUAAGUAACAGCGUGAAGGUCGUAGACACCAAAGACGGACCGAAGGUGCAAGAAUUCUGUGUCACACAGUGCGGAAGCCCGGCCUAUGCUGCACCAGAACUUCUUGGCCGCAAAAAGUACGGUCCUCAAGUUGAUAUAUGGAGCAUCGGUGUGAACAUGUAUGCUAUGCUGACAGGAAACCUACCAUUUACUGUGGAACCGUUCAACAUCAAAGCUCUGCAUAACAAAAUGAUCUCUAGCCAAAUGAACCCGCUUCCAGAGGGUUUAUCUAGAGACUGCCGAGACAUUAUCAAGAAAUUGCUCAAUCCGGAUCCAGAUAGAAGAAUUACAAUGGAUGAAAUAUUAAAACAUCCUUGGGUCGCUGAAGGACCUGGAAUACCUUUGGGCCGAGCCCCAUGUCCAAAUAAAAUGAAAACUGAUACGCUAGACAACAGUAUUCUUAAACACAUGAGUGAAAAUCAGGGGUUUCGAAUUGGUGAAGUUAUCCGAUAUGUCACCGGAAAUGUGCCAAGCAGCGCCACCGCAAUGUACUACCUCAUAUACCGGAAGUUAAUCAAGCAUCUUGGGAAUUUGAGAGCUUCUGGGAAAAUACCGGCGGAUCACAGAAUUUUGCACAGAACACAAUUAUCAAACGACCCAGUAAGAGGUAACCCAAAGUCUUACACAACUCAGCAGAUUUCAAGACAUUUAGUCAAUCACACUUCACAUUCUGUAAAGAAUGCAGUACAAACGCAGCAAAAAACAAGAGAAAAAGAAAUGAAUGGUAACUCGGGUGAUGGUUAUGAUGGCAAAGAUGAUAAUGAUGAUAAUGCCAAAGAUACCGAGGAAGAAAAAUCGGGUUAUCUGAAAUCUUGGAGGAAAAGGAGAAAAAUACUUGUAAAAAAAAAUGAAGAAGUAUUCACGGAUAUUUUGCAAACCAAAGGCACCAAUGGGUACGUAAAGAUACCACGAGCAAGCUCCCCAAUGAAGCCUGUAGCACAUGAUAAAACGCAAGCAACAUAUCUGCCGCAUGUUGCGAACAAGUAUGUGUUAGGUAACCGCCGAGUAACGCCUCCUAAUGUACCCGCACAAUCUCCGGAUAAUAAAAUCGAUCAGAACGUGCUUAAACAUGAUGUAAAGUUGUCCGAUAAUAAACCUGAUCACACUGUAUCAAAACAUAAUGGAAAGUUAUCUGCAACAGAAACAACUGACGCGGCCGAUGAGCAAUUUCGGCCUCGCGCCGCAACAUUCCCCGGUAAAAUUCAGAGACCAGUGACUACAAUCCAGAAACUUAUGAAAGACAGAGGUGAAAUUGAACCCAGUGAUAAAGCAGAUGGGUCGGUAAAAACACGUGUCUAUAGGACAAAAACCGAUCCUACAAACAACUCAAGAAGAGACUAUAUUGAAAAUAGGCCAAGUACUCCGGUAAGCCGGCGCGGGAGCCCGUUCCAGAUGGACGGGGUUCAAUCACCAACACCUAGGCAUACAAGAAACACUCAAAUUUUAUUACAAUAUCGAAAAAAAUCUACUUUUCAACGUCGUAUUGCUAACGUUAACAAAACAAAAGACGGCGAAACAUCCAAAGACUCUAUUCACGAGGAAGAUAUCAGUAUUCCGUCUGGGAAACACGUUUUAUCGCGUCCAUCUAGGACAAACAAGUUUUAUAGAACAUCAGCCGGAAGUCAUACUGCACGAGAAGACACGGUGGUAAACGAACAUGUAACAGAAAUAUCAAAGCCUACCAGUGCAAGGAACGUUCCUGUUAACUUCCGUUCGGCGACACCUGUUCUACCGUCAUUAUCUUUGCAGCAUGAAAAUGGCAAACGAAAUCAAUAGUAACUACCUUUAAAGAUAAAAUAUUGCGUGAUCUGCUUGCAUUAUGCACAGGUUUAAAAUACAUUUAGCAUGAAAAUAUUUUCCGUAAUGAUCAUAGACCUCGUUUCAUUUGCAUAAUUGAAAAGUAAGUCUUUAAACUAAUGUGCACUAUGGCAAAUAAAAUGUAAACAUGCACGUCUAUAAUACAUUAGAAAAAAAUCGGACCUACACCUAACUUAAAACAGGGGAAAGGUAAUUACUCAGUUUGCUUAUCACAUACUUUUAUAACU